GCGCCGUAGUACGAACGGACGGACAGACGAAAGGGAUAUUAAAAACGACCGAAUCGGAUUUGAAGCGCAGUUGCCGGCCACGCGAGGCGCUGGUUAGAUUGUAGGUUGGGCGUCGCGACGCUGGAAAGUUACGUGUCGACCGACGUCUUACGGUUUGAAGAUCGUCUGUGUACAGUGUCUCUAUUUCAACAGAAUGGUGAAUGUCAAUACGUGAAGCUAAUAACUGUAAUUGAUAUGGACCAAGUACAGUUCAUGCAAUUCAUAAAUCGUAGAAGAUUACAGCUUAAUUUUGUAUUCACUGCCCUUACAAAUAUUUGAUGAGAAUAUUUUGAGAUAGAUACUUAUUUCAACGACAUUCAACCAUUAAUUUAAACUCAGUGAAAUGUAUAAAUUGUAUUCAAGUGUCAAUAUAUUUGCAUUAUAUCGCCGUAGUAGAAACAGGAAUUGCUUAACUGUAAAAUAGGUUCUGAUACUGAUAUAAUUAGAACAGGAUAUAUAUAUAGAUAUAAAUGUACGCUAAUUUAGGCUUAAAUAUAAAUUAUACUUUGAAUCAAAAUUCCUCGUAUAUAUAUAUAUUGGAGUGUAAUAGAGCAAUCUGAAUUCAAAACUUACAGUGUAUUUGCAAACUGAAGGGUCAUUUUCGUUUCAAGGCAAAUUCUUGUCGAGUAAAUAGAAAAUAUUUUUGACUCAACGUCUGCAACUGUUCAUGUUCUUCAUAUAAGGAAGAAAAACUGCGUUCGUUUUAGUAAUCUCUGCGUCAUUUUGGUGAAGACGGUAGGAACUCAAAUUUGGUGCGGACUACUGAAACUCAGCUCUACGUACAAUGAGCCACUAACCUCUCAACAAAUUUUCGUCCAUGAUGUCAGGCUCAAUACAAUGUCUGCUUUAUUUACUGGUUACUACACUAAUAGUCCACGAAAUCCGUGCCAGUUGGGAGGAGUGGUGGACAUAUGAUGGAAUUUCAGGUCCUGCAUUCUGGGGACUCAUCAAUCCACAAUGGCCUCUGUGCACAAAGGGUCGCAGACAAUCCCCUAUUGAUGUGGAUCCUGAAAAACUACUGUACGACCCGUACCUUCGGCCUGUGCACCUCGACAAACACAAGGUGAGCGGGACACUGCACAAUACGGGACAGACCCUUGUAUUCAGAGUGGACAAGGACACCAAACAUCACGUCAACAUUUCAGGAGGCCCACUAACCUAUCGCUACCAGUUCGAAGAGAUAUAUAUACACUACGGAACGGAGAAUCACCGUGGGUCAGAGCACAAAAUUCACGGUUACGCGUUUCCAGGCGAGAUUCAGCUUUACGGGUUUAAUGCGGAGCUCUACCACAACAUGUCGGAAGCGCAGCACAAGUCUCAAGGCAUCGUUGGGAUCUCUCUCAUGGUCCAGAUCGGGGAUACGCCCAAUCCGGAACUACGAAUCAUUACCAGCACGUUCAACCAAAUCCAGUACAAAGCACAGUACACACCUAUACGUCAUCUGUCACUACACAGUCUCCUGCCAGAGACUCUGCAAUACAUGACGUAUGAGGGCUCCACAACACACCCUGGCUGCUGGGAGACUACUGUCUGGAUCAUCCUAAACAGGCCCAUCUACAUCACCAAACAGGAGUUCUAUGCGCUUCGGAAACUAAUGCAAGGCUCGGAGACGACGCCGAAAGCGCCUCUGGGUAACAACGCAAGGCCAGUGCAGCAUCUGCACCAUCGCACCGUCCGGACCAAUAUAGACUUCAAAAAAAUCGAGGGCAAGAACUGUCCGAGUAUGAAAAAGAAAACAUAUUACAAAGCCAAUACGUGGAUAGACGAGCGCGAGCCGUCUUAUCAGGUGUAACUGCUUAGGCAUCCAGCGGACGUCUCAGGGAAGCCAAAGUGAGGUGCAAAGCAAUACAAGACACAACGGUAGUCGGCCCAGGUCUGUCUCGACACCAAACUUCCUGCUACACAGUGAACGUGAAGGGAUCGGAAAGAAAUAAUCGAGUGGCGGUGUUUUAAAGAAUUAUUAGCAUGGUUUGUGGCGGCUGACUCAGGAAGAAAACAUGAAUAAACUUUUUAUAAUUAUACUGGCGGAAAUUUAUGCCCUGCCGAAUGAAUAAUUAAGUGCAGAUAUUCUGAGUGCUACAGCAUGAAGUGAAUCCUUUGUGUUACUGAACUGUGUUGUUCAAAUACUAACCCUCGUGUGUUUGUGACACUCAUUUUCAUUAAGGUUUAUUUAAUUCGCUUGCUUUAUAAGGAUAUAUUCCUACGGUAGGCCGCACACCGGCAUGCGUCAAGAUAUGUAACAGUCAAGACACGAUAUCUGCGACGUGACGCAAAGAAAGACGCACAGUUCAAACGAAUGAGAUUAUGAAAACCGCCGCACAACGGUCUGAGUCAUGAUGCUGACGAAUGAAGCAAGACUGAGUUUUUGUUUCAUGUCUUGAUUCUUGUCUUGACGCAGUUGGUGUGCGGGUGCCCUACAAUUUCUUUGCCGUUGUUUAUUAAAGCCAAUAAAUCAUAAAAAUUUAGUAGUGCUAUAUACACACAUUAAAUAUUUUGUUCUGCAAAACGUCUAUUGACGAAUUUUUUAUUUUAAAUUUUUUGAAGAUUGUAUUUUUGAUGAACAAAAGGCGUCUAAGAAGAUGAGUUUGAAUGACUUGUGGUGAUGUUCCUUUAAGUAAAGGAGAUCAAAUUUUAGUAAAAUUGAGGGAGAGAAAAACGUUUGAGAGCAAAUAGACAAAUAAAUGUGGUUAAUUUCUAAAACUGCAAUAUUAAUUUCUUUAAUAAUAUGGUUCUAACGUCAAAAGAAGUGUAAUUAUUUGGACGGCUGUAUA
Molecule: messenger RNA, 2810 nt
Organism: Cryptotermes secundus
Lineage: Eukaryota; Metazoa; Arthropoda; Insecta; Blattodea; Kalotermitidae
Gene: CARPA
Product: carbonic anhydrase-related protein 10
Exons: 10
Coding region: 857-1831 (324 amino acids)
Molecular function (GO): zinc ion binding; carbonate dehydratase activity
Source: RefSeq, a predicted model, not a curated record